Solea senegalensis (Senegalese sole) is the source of this 2074-nucleotide messenger RNA. Its product is annotated as retinol dehydrogenase 14-like. The coding region runs from base 111 to 1082 and encodes 323 amino acids. The record is from RefSeq and is a predicted model, not a curated record. Lineage: Eukaryota; Metazoa; Chordata; Actinopteri; Pleuronectiformes; Soleidae. The transcript is spliced from 2 exons.
AUUUCCGGGGUAAUGUUGUUGUCACUAGGCUAAAUCGAACCACUCGUUCUGCUCGUCCCCGCCGCUGACCUAACAACGGUUUCCGCUGACCUGUCACCGGUCCCUGCUUCAUGCUUACCGCGGUGCUUGUUGCUGCUGUUGCCGGCGGUGGCGCCCUCAUCCUUAUGCGCUGUUUGUUUCCUGCGCAGAAAGCAGGGAAAAUGCUCCGCUAUGCAGCCGACACUAUGCGGGGAAAGACGGUGAUCGUGACCGGGGCUAACAGCGGUAUAGGGAAGGCCGUGGCCACGGAGCUGGUGAAGCUUCAAGCCCGGGUCAUCAUGGCUUGUCGGGACCAGCGGAGCGCUGAGGAGGCAGCCGAGGACAUUAGGAAGCAAGCGGGAGCAGAGCAGGGAGAGGUGGUCAUCAAAAACUUGGACCUGGCUUCUCUCACAUCUGUCCGAAAGUUUUGUGAGGAAAUUAAUGAGGAGGAGUCCAAGAUCGACGUGCUCAUCAACAACGCAGGCGUCUACCAGUGUCCCUACAUGAAGACGGAGGACGGCUUUGAGAUGCAGCUUGGUGUGAAUCACCUGGGUCACUUCCUCCUCACUCACCUCCUGCUGGACCUCCUGAAAUCUUCUGCCCCCAGCCGCGUCAUUGUGGUCUCUUCUAAGCUGUACAAGUACGGCCACGUUAACUUUGAUGACCUGAACAGUGAAAACAACUACGACAAGGCCUUCUGCUACAGUCAGAGCAAACUGGCCAACCUGCUGUUUGCACUUGAGCUGUCUCAUCGGCUGGAGGGCACGGGGGUCACGGUCAACGCUCUCACCCCAGGCAUCGUGAGGACCAAACUAGGAAGGCAUGUUCAAAUCUCGUUUCUGGCAAAGCCGCUGUUCCACCUCGCUUCGCUGGUCUUUUUCAAGAGUCCGCUUGAGGGAGCCCAGACUCCGCUCUAUCUGGCCUGCUCCCCAGAGGUGGAGGGAGUGUCGGGGAAGUGUUUCGCUAACUGCGAGGAGGAGCAGCUGAUGGCCACAGCUACAGAUGAGCAGGCAGCCAAGAAGCUGUGGGAUGUAAGCAGCAGAAUGGUUGGACUCACUAACUGAGCACAGUCCUGUUCUGUGGAUAGGAUAGUAUUUCUGGGAAAUUGUGCAUUCUUUAACAAAAUAAUAAAAACCUAAGCAGCCCCACAGAGUCUCAGAUGACUUGUGAAAAGACCAUUUGCGAUAAAUUCAUUAACGGGCUGACAUAGUGUGCCAGUUAAUUUAGUCUCAGUGAGCUAAUCUGCUGUAAUAAUGUUGCAGAGCAAAGAGUUGACUGUAUAACAUUGAAAAAUGUGCCUGUAAAACAAAUCUGCAUUAAAUUGUCGUACUUUUUGAUUUCCUAGAAACCCUUUCUAAAAAGGAGAAUCAUUCAUCACACCCAUGCACACAGCACUUCAAGGUCUACUCCAGUGUUUUAAAAUGGUAUUUCCUUAACUUAGAGUUAUAUUUUUGAAAGCUACUGCCAGAGCACAUGAGACAUUAUACAACUGUUUUUUUUUUCUUUUAAAGGCUUGUAAGUAGUACAUCAACAGACUCUCUACCCAUUCCUGCUCAAUACUUUGAAGAUUAAAUAGCACUUUGCCUUUAUGCCAGUGACCAGGAUUGACACUCACCCGUCAUGAUGAAAGUGAGUGAGCGUGCUUAUCUCAUAUUCAUCAAAGCCAAACUGAGCGGUCACGUUUUUGCCUCAGAGGAAGUCACAUUGUUCCUCGUGCUGUGCAAACCCACAGGGCAGAGUGAAGAGCAUGUUUGUUAGUGCUACAUUUGUCCAUAUUCUGCAGUGUUGGGAAGUAAGAAGAGGGGUUGUUCAUCACGUUUUCCUCUCCUGCUGUGUUUCAAGUGUCUCUGCUGUGUCUGAAGAACAGGAACAAUAAGGUGGACAGUGGAUUAGGUCUCACAGGUAAAUCCUGUCGGACCUCAUAUAGAGGGGAAAUCAGUGGAAAAAGGAUGAAGCAGUAUGUUAAGACGCUCAAGGACAAAAAUAAAACCCCUGUGAUGACUGAAAGUCCUGUAUAUGCUAAUAAAACCACUGUUUCCAAAGAAGGUUGAAUACA